Lethenteron reissneri (Far Eastern brook lamprey) is the source of this 4301-nucleotide messenger RNA. Its product is annotated as zinc finger and BTB domain-containing protein 24-like. The record is from RefSeq and is a predicted model, not a curated record. Gene Ontology annotation, biological process: regulation of transcription by RNA polymerase II. Gene Ontology annotation, cellular component: transcription regulator complex; PcG protein complex; chromatin. NCBI's taxonomy places the organism in Eukaryota, Metazoa, Chordata, Hyperoartia, Petromyzontiformes, Petromyzontidae. Gene Ontology annotation, molecular function: DNA-binding transcription factor activity, RNA polymerase II-specific; RNA polymerase II cis-regulatory region sequence-specific DNA binding.
GGGGUUAGAGGCGCAGCGAGAGACGGGGAGCGGCUCCCCUCAUGGCGACUCCGAGGAGAGAGCGAGGGGCGAGGAGGGGCCGAGGUCGAGCAGGAGGUGGUGGACGAGGAGGAGGAGGUGGUGGACGAGGAGGUGGACGAGGAGACGGGGGGAGAGGUUCGCAAUCGCCGCCUGCCAAGAGGAGACGGCCCGGCAGGCCUGGUAGGGAACGCGGGGAAGACAAAGACGGCCGCGUGGGGGGAGAUACAAAGACGGGCGCGAGACGAGGAGGCGGUGGACGAGGAGGUGGACGAGGUGGUGGACGAGGAGGUGGACGAGGAGGGAGAGGCUUGGACUCCGCGAAGAGGAGGAAGCUCGGGAGGGCCAGCAGGGAGAUCGGGGAAGACAAAGACGGCCGCGUGGGGGGAGAUACAAAGGCGGCCGGGAGACGAGGAGGAGGUGAACGAGGAGGGGGGAGGACGAGGAGGAGGAGGCCGACUGCUGUACAAGACACAGAUGGACUCAAAGAACCUGAGAAUGAGGACACCGUCCGGAGCCUCGUGACGCUGGUGUCAUGGACUCACAGCCACGCCCUCACCUGUCACCACCUCCCUCUCCUCCUCACUACCACCACGCCUCACCCGUCUGUCUCCUGGCGCUGUGAUUCUGGACACUCAUUCCGCUGGAGUGUCACUCCAUCUCCACUCGGACAUCCUGCCCACUCACCGCCCUCACCACCUCCACUCACUAAUGCUUACACGAAUGUCAAGAGUUCAUUACUGGAUAUAAAGCUGGAACCGGACAGUGUCACUCUGUCUGUGGCUCCACAGAGACACGCACAUUGCAAAAUCAGCGAUGGAGGAACGUCAAGCGAGAGACUGCGCAGGGGAGUGGGCGGUCGUGAGUCCACGGAGUCAAAACUCAGAACGCGACGACGGCCGAGGGAGCAAAAGGUGACCUCUGUGUCUCCAUUCUGCUGCGGAAAUGAAGGUUGCUCCAGAAGAUUCAGACGGGAGAGUGACUUGGAGAAGCACAUUCGGAGGCACGGGGAGACCCAAGGCCUCGUCUGUCCCUUCCCUGGCUGCGGAAAACUUUUCCGUGCCUCCCGGCAUCUGAGACAGCACGAGAACGUUCACUCAGAGGAGAGGAACUUCACGUGUGAGACUUGUGGCACCAGCUUCAAAAACAAACGCAACCUCAACGUUCACAUUCGCAUUCACACCGGGGAGAAGCCUCUACAGUGCCAGCUCUGCGGGUUCCGCUGCAGGCAGAAGGCCUCCCUCAACUGGCACAUGCGCAAGCACAACCUCUGUCCCACCUAUCACUUCAUGUGCGACGAGUGCGGCAAGAUGUUCGAGAAGCCGGACAGCCUGAGGCAGCACCGCACCAUCGUGCACCCCCAGAGACAGCACCGCACCACCGACGACCACCACGACCACCACCACCACGACCACCACGACCACCACCAGCACGACCACCACCACGACCACCACCAGCACGAAGAGACAGUCGGAGAGCCGCACCGUAGCCACAGCAACGCCGCAAUGGGAGCCACUGGUGGUAGCGUUGGACAGAUACAGGCGGACACGCAGACACACUCACAGGCAGACACACAGGUGGUACAGACACAGGCAGACACGCAGGUGGACACGCAGACACACUCACAGGCAGACACACAGGUGGUACAGAUACAGGCAGACUCAGGGGUGGUACAGACACAGGCAGACACACAGGCAGACACGCAGACACACUCACAGGCAGACACACAGGUGGUACAGACACAGGCAGACACGCAGGUGGACACACAGACACACUCACAGGCAGACACACAGGUGGUACAGAUACAGGCAGACUCAGGGAUGGUACAGAUACAGGCAGACACACAGGUGGUACAGAUACAGGCGGACACACAGACACACUCACAGGCAGACUCACAGGUGGUACAGAUACAGGCAGACUCAGGGGUGGUACAGAUACAGGCGGACUCAGGGGUGGUACAGACACAGAUAGACUCACAGGCAGACACACAGACACACUCACAGGCAGACACACGAACACACUCACAGGUAGACACACAAGUGGUACAAACACAGGCAGACACACAGGUGGUACAGAUACAGGCAGAUUCAGGGGUAGUACAGAUACAGGCGGACACACAGACACAUUCACAGGCAGACACACAGACACAAUCACAGAUACAGACAGACACACAGGAAAACUCACCGGCAGACGCGUGGGUGGUACAGAUAAACUCAGAGGCAGACACACAGACACACACACAUUCACAGGCAGACACACAGACACAUUCACAGGCAGACACACAGACACAUUCACAGGCAGACACACAGACAUUGAUACAGACACAGGCAGACACACAGAUGGUACAGACACACACACUUACAGGCUGACGCACAGACACACAUGCAGACAUAUGGUAGAGACAUGCAGACACACACCCACUCACAGGGUGACACACAACAACAACCGCCAUUCGCAACUAUGUGGCGGUGACGUCACCACGAUGCUUGUGCCAGGCUAGGUGCACGUUGAGGCCACAUGAAGUGUCGAACGCCCGCUGGCAGGAGGUCACGGGGCAGACCCAAGUGCCACGGGUCGACUGACUGAGAUGAGUGGCUGAUGCACCACCUGUGCCAACUUGCUGUGCUUUAGCCACCCGGCGCUCCACUCGUUCUUGUGAGCGUCGCUCCUCCGCCCUCUGUUGUUGGAGGGCGACUGCCUCCAACUGCCCAGUAGCGUCCUUCACGAGCCCCCUCCACAGAGGCCGAUUUUGACACCGCUGGUACCAGUCAUCGGCAAGUCCACUCAGCUCGACGUCCUCCUGUACCAUAUCACUCCAUCUCUUCUGUAGCCUGUGCCGCACCCGUUUAGCCCCCCCUAUCCGGCCGAACAAAAGCUGUUUAGGCAUGCGGUGGCUGGGCAUGCAGUGGCUGGGCAUGCGGGCUACAUGGCCCAGGCAACGCAGCCUUGCCUGCCGGAGGAGCUCACCGAUGGGACUUUGGCCAGAUCUUUCAAGGAUUUGCGAGCUCCUCACACAAUCCAGCCUGGUUAAACCCAGGAUUGAUCGUCAGCAAGCCAGCCUAAAUGUUUCUAACCGGCAAAGAUGUUCCAUUAGGGGGGUCCACGUUUCGCAAGCGUAGAGAAGGGAGGGAAUGACCGUGGCCCGAGAAGACCGGAAGCUUCAUGCAGAGCGACAGACCAGGUAGCUUCCACACAGCGUUACGCAAUCGAUGAAAAGAUAUUACCGCUCGAUUGAUUCGGAGUGAGACCUCUGCUGUUAAACCGGAGCCGGUCAUGAGCACACUGCCAAGGUAUGGGAAACUCCACUCUCUCCACAACUGCCCCAUCACUGAUUGGGAGUUUGUGGGGGUGGAGGGUCCGAUGGUACAAAAUACCCAGGCAGGUGCUUAGUUUUGGUGGGGCUGAUGGUAAGGCCCCACCUCUUAGUGGCACACUCCAGUUCCAGCAGCAGCGUCUCCAACUCCUCUGAAUAGCAGCAAUUAGCCUCCCAUUAUAUCUGUACCAGAUGUAAAUUCCUCCAGUACAGCUAUUGAAGGCUUCACGAACUACGUGGUCCAAAUAGAUGUUAAAUAAGGUGGGAGCCAGAGGACAUCCCUGUCGCACCCCAAGGUGUGCAGGGAAUGGCUUUGACUCCCGGCUACGUAGUUUUACCCGGGCCCGCUCACCAUCAUGAAGGUCCUUAAUGAUCGUGAGCAAAGGGUGAGGGACUCCGAAAGCACGAAGAACUACCCAUAGCCCAGGCCUACUGGUGGUAUCAUAGGCCUUGACCAGGUCAAUAAAGCAGAGAUGUAGGUCUUGUUGGAAUUCCCUACACCUCUGCUGUAGCACACGGACAGAAAAUAUGGCAUCUGUGCAGGACCGCCCUUUCCUGAAACCACAUUGGGGCUCCACAAGCCUCUCCUCAGCGUGCCUGGCAAGGCGAUGUUGAAUAAUCCUUGCCAGGACCUUUCCCAGCACACUGACGAGUGAGAUUCCCCUGUAGUUGUUACAGUCUGUGCAGUCCCCCUUAAAGAGGGGGACCACACUCACAGUCUCACACACAGCCUGGUGUACACCACCAGUAGUGACAGUGACUACAGUCACACACACAGCCUGGUGUACACCUCCAGUAGUAGUGACUACACCCAGACACUGCUCAACUACUCACCCACCCACUUCCUCACUCAUCCACUCCCUCACCCACCCACUCACCCACUCCCUCACCCACUCCCUCACCCACUCACCCAUCCACUCACCCACUCCCUCAAUCACCCACUCCCUCACCCACCCAAUCACCCACUCCC